Messenger RNA from Oryza sativa Japonica Group (Japanese rice), 1503 nucleotides. RefSeq lists its product as uncharacterized. The record is from RefSeq and is a predicted model, not a curated record. Gene Ontology annotation, molecular function: nucleic acid binding; zinc ion binding. Lineage: Eukaryota; Viridiplantae; Streptophyta; Magnoliopsida; Poales; Poaceae.
GGCCGCUGUUGCUUGCUGUUGGUAGUGUCUUGUGUGCUGAAAAAUUACAGGAGCAGAGAGCAGUAGCAGGUGAGGACUAAGGAAGCUUAGAAAGGGGGAGGGGAAAUGUCUUCAGGGGUUGGAAAGGAGGUUGUAGAUGCCUCCUCGGUGGUUACUAAGGGUGAUAUGAAAGAUUUGCUAGAGAAUUUGUUGAAGAUGGGCAUGAUAGGUCCGAAGAGUGUAGCAGGGGGAUUCGAAGUGAAACUAGAAUUGAUGCCAAAUGAGUUGAGGUUGGAGGGGAGCAAAAAUUAUUUGAGUUGGUGUAGGAGAGCCCAACUGAUGUUGAGAGCAAAAGGGGUGGAUCAUUUUUUACUAGAGAGUUGUGAAGAACCUUCUGAUAAGGAGAGCCAAGCAUGGAGGACGUGGAAUACUACAAAUUCCACUGUGGUAUCUUGGCUGAUGACCUCGGUGGCUCCUUCUAUUGGCAGGAUGAUAGAAGCUAUCCAGAAUGCUGCAGUUGUAUGGAAGACGCUGAGCAACAUGUAUUCAGGAGAGGGAAAUGUAAUGAUGAUGGUUGAGGCUCAGAACAAAGUGGAGAAUUUGAAGCAAGAGGGGAGAACAGUCCAAGAGUACGCUAGCGAGCUGCAACAGUUAUGGGCAGAUCUUGAUCACUAUGAUCCCCUACAAUUGAAACAUGAGGAUGACAUUGUGAUUGGAAAUAAAUGGCUGCAGAGGCGAAGAGUCAUUCAUUUCUUGAAGGGGUUGAACAAGGAGUUUGAGGAUAGGAGAGCAGCUAUGUUCCACCAAGCUACAUUGCCCACUAUGGAAGAGGCCAUUUCAGCAAUGGUGCAAGAAGAGAUGAGAUUGAGGUUGAUGAGAGGUACAAAUCCUAUAAGAUCAGCAUACAUUGCAGCUGAUAAUAGGGAAUGCUACAAUUGUGGGCAAGUGGGUCAUGUGAGCUACAAUUGUCCCACUUCCCGGAACAUUGGUGGUAGGGGAUCGAUUCGAGGAGGGCAUGGUGGAACUCGUGGUGGAUUUAGAGGAGACCGUGGUGUUUUUGGGGGAAAUCGUGGUGGUAGAGGAGGUGAUCGUGGAGGUCGUGUUGGAGGUCGUGGUAGGGGCAGAGGUGUUCCUCAGGCCAAUGCAGUUAAGGAGGAUGGGAAAGCUGUUACCCUAAUAGGUGAACAAGUGACACAAUGGGAGGAAUGGCAGAAGAACAAGACCAAUGAGAGCUCUAACACCACCACUCACUUUGGUAACUUCGCCAACUACGCCCAAGUGGGCGAAGGAGAAGGGGACUGGGAGGAGGAUUGGGACUGGAGUCAGGCGUGAUGGGUUGUGGUACAUCAAUCAUGAGGAACUGGGACUAGCUGCGGUGGUUGGAGAUGUUGAGAAGGAGAUCAGUUUGCUUCACUGUUAGUUAGGACAUCCAUCUUUUGAGAUUUUGAGUAAGUUGUAUCCAGACCUCUUUAGUAGAGUGGAUAAGCAUAGAUUGGUGUGUGAUGCUUGUGAGCUUGGCAAACA